Molecule: messenger RNA, 3582 nt
Organism: Mycena indigotica
Lineage: Eukaryota; Fungi; Basidiomycota; Agaricomycetes; Agaricales; Mycenaceae
Product: Methyltransferase type 11
Exons: 21
Coding region: 1-3582 (1193 amino acids)
Biological process (GO): transcription-dependent tethering of RNA polymerase II gene DNA at nuclear periphery; protein import into nucleus; poly(A)+ mRNA export from nucleus
Cellular component (GO): nuclear pore outer ring
Molecular function (GO): protein binding; structural constituent of nuclear pore
Source: RefSeq, a predicted model, not a curated record
AUGGCCAGUUUUUCACCGUCGCCUGUGCCGCGUCGCUCCAUGCGCCAUCGACCAUUUCAGAACUCCCCACCUCAUCGCCUGCACCACCCAAUAUCGCGCCUUGCAACCCCUUCACGAGCAACACCAUUCGGCAAUGAUUCCAUUGUCUCCGCGAUGGAAGUAGACUCUGUCGUGUCUGACCGGAGUUUGCUCCAGCGGCCCACCGCUGACACGUUAUUUGCUAAAUCUAACGAGCUCACUAUCUCUUUCUAUGCUGCUCUUCCAGCUGAGGUUAAGCAAAUCCUCAAAAACGCAGAUUUCUUUGCGGAGGCGUACACCGGUGCGAUUGACACGGAGACUGGUUUUGCUUUAGUCGCAUCUGUGCAGACUUGUUUCGUUUGGCAACAUGUCCAGGCUCUCAAGGGUAUCCCAACUUGCUAUAUUUUUGCCUGUCCUCAAGACGAGAACUCCAGCACACCACCAUUCCAUGGUCUUGUUCCCUACACAUCUGCUCGGGAACCGGGUUUGAUGCUCGUGUCUGUCUCGGGCGAAAUUCGAUUCUGGGAUAGUAUUGGGAUAGGCCUUGCUGGUGGCCAGAACUAUUCGACCAAUCAGCUCGAAAUGGCCGACGAUGAUGAGGUCACAAAUUUAAUUCGCGCAGAUCCACAAACGUACAUCCUUUCCACCAGCUCGGGGCUUCUCUUUCGUCUGGUACUUACAUCCACCGGAGGGAAGCACCAUCUCACCUUGCACGCUUUUUCGCGACCAGCGACGGGGCUUUCCCUCUCGCGACUUAUCCCAUUCUUUUCACCCGCGUCACUCCACUCAAACCGAAUAAACCCAGAGCUUGGGAAUAUCAACUCAAUCGUCCUCGGGGGCCCGACGCCUACUGGAGGUCGUGAACUGUGGGCACUUGUCGAAACCCGUGUCCAGAGGUGGGAAAUAAGACCCGAGGGUUGGGAGGAACCCUUGUUAGACCAAGAUAUUUCUACCAUAUCCAGGGCUGCCCUGAGACAGUCUCUCGCCAAUGUCGAAGAUGAUGACGCCAGGCUAGAUCUGGAAUUUGUUGAUCUCACUGUCGACCACGAGGGAAAACUCACCGUACUUGUGUCAUUUGCGGGAAUCGAAGAAACGGAGCUUAUGAGUGUGGAGGCACGCAGAAUAUAUGCCCUUCUGCAACUGUCCCAUCUCGGUGAAGUCUUCAAAGUGGAUGCGGUCCGCGAUGUCCCCUACCAGACCACGUCUGGCUCUGGGGCACCAAUGCACCCCCGGGUUCAAGUCUUACUAGAUGGUCAACUAAUAAGCGUUCAGUUUGGAGAUGCGGUGACCCUGUGUUCCAGAGACUCCCAAUAUAGUGAUCGCAUCGAGCUCAAAUCCACCUCAGACCGCACAUUGGGUGUGGGCGUAAUUCACAAUGAGAGCUCGUUGUUGAUCAUGACUGCCGCCACGAUGAUCAAAGCCCAGGUCAACAUGGAGGCAAUUCAGGACUUCAACUCCGAGACGGGUCGUUCGAGUCUCAUCAAGUCAAUCAUGACACAGGCGAUUGUUUAUGGUUCAAUUCCCGAUAACCCUCUCCAGUUCAGUUUUCCGCCUGCCAUAGACGCGGAAAGUUUAAUGCAAGGCGCCGAACAGCUUAGCGCUGAAGUUCUACGUUCAGAUCCACAAGUUGUCCGGAGCAACGCUGACCUUGGGGCGCAACUCACAACACGAAAAGAACGUCUCAGCUGGCUGAUCCAUUUUAUCAAUGACAAUGCAGUCUUGGGCAAGAUGUCACAAAGAAGUCGCCAACGGCUGGCUACAGAUUCAGAAAAGCUCUAUGCUGGGUAUCAGCUCUGGAUGCAACAUAAUGAGGUUAUCGCAUCAGAGAGUGUUUUCAACGAGGUUAUUGAGCUUUAUAUGGAAAGCAUCGGGGAAGGCCACCAUGAAGAUUUGGUUCGCGCAUUUUUCCGUCUGCGUGUGAGCGAUCUUGGGGUUGUUCUCUCUCAAAUAUCGGAUGUUACUGCGAAACUAGCGCAAAACAGUGGACGCGACAUCAGAGAACUAAUCCCGGAGGCCAAUCGUGUCAUCUCAACCGCUCUUCGAUCUGCGACGGAGUAUCGAGAAUACAAUCUUGGUGUCUACGGCAUAGCACCGCCCAUGAUUGAUGCUUGGACCAGUCAGCCUGUGCUCAUCGAUGUUCUUCUCGCAUUGUUCGAGACGAGCACGAGGAUUUUGGACACCACACCACAGGCUGAUUCCGCGCUGCCUCACCAAUCAUACUUGACUGGGCAACUCCCAGAGCUCGCUACCAUGUUGUUCCGUUGUAUUCAAGAGCGUCUUGAUUGGCUCGCGAGGCAACAAGCAGUCGUAUCGCCAGCGAAACUUCUGGGCAUGAUCGUGAUCAGACUGAGCUCAAGCACCGAUUCAGCUCCCUCAGGCCCGAUAUUUUUGAAACUCUUCUCAGGGAAACAUGGCCAUGCAGCGGCCGCAUUAACGUUGGCAGAAAAAUACCGCGACUUUAGCAGUCUUGUGGCCUUGUGUCACCAGGAGGACGUCUAUCCACCACAUAAGAACCCAAAUGCCCUGAAGAUCCAAACCUACAUUGAAAAAUUCGACGAAGAGUUCACUAAUGAGCUUUACAAGUGGUACAUUCAGCAUGGGGAAUUGCGGGUCCUCUUCUCGCAGGACGCCACACAUAAUGUGUAUAUCGACAAAUUUUUUGCCACGGAACAGCAGCAUGCCAUUUCUUGGAUUCACAACCUUGAACAACGUCGGUACGAAGAAGCGGCUGUCGCCCUACUGACCGAGUCCGAUGCCACCGCCCAAUUGAACACUAAACAUCUAAUGUUGAGUAUCGGGAAACUAGCCCAUCUAGCUCACCUGCAAGAACGGAGCCAGUUUGAGGAGGAUGAUUUGCUUGACAGCUUCCACAACGAUUUGGAUUUUGUUAGCGUACAUCAAGCUAUCAUGGAUGAAUUCAGACCGGUUAUCGAGUCUUUACGUGGACGUCAGUCUCUCGACGCACAGAUUGAGGCCAUCGUCAAGAACGAAGCCUCCCGUCUUUCCGAACAAAAGUCGAUGACAUUGAUAUUCAAGGAUUUGGUCCAUCAGCUGUUACAAGGAAAAUCAUUGACAAUGGAGGACAUGGUGGAUUUACUGACACUCAAGGACAACCUGACGACGCUUGGAGAUUAUACGACAGCACUUCAUCUUCUUGCACGGGCUCAGAAUCUUCCGGAGGCUCGGAGAAGCUCAGCUUUCAGAUCGGUUUGGAGACGAAUAUACAUUCAUGACGACUGGGACACCAUUCGCCGCACCUCCAACGUUUCUGACCAUGAGUUGACGGAGCGACUGCGAUCUACGGCUUUGUUUGCCACACUCUGUGUAGUGCUUGCGCUGGACAACCCUCCAGAAGGCUACGAUACUGAUCCGGAUAUGGCGCUGGUGACCCCAACAGAGGCAGAAAUUAUGUCCCGGUGGCCAGGAUUGUCGAGUGAGCAAGUAGAGACGUUGUUGCAAGACUACGCUCUGGAGUGCGACAAGUUGGGCGAGUUUGAUUUAAAGGAUGCGUAUGAGCGAGUGCGAGAGCUCGCUGCUAGAGAGAUCGUGGGGAAUGUACAUUAA